AUGAUAAGGACAUUCCAGCAGCAAUUUCGAAUCCCUCCUUCCCAUUGGCAGUUAUUUAAAAGCCGUCCUUCAACCUCACCCACCGGCCAAGGAUUCGUUGGCAGUUGGAUGCCAAAUCCGGUCGACUUCGGUUCGAAAUCAUCCAAUUUUUCACUCUUUCGCGUCGAUUUAAAAUCCCUGAAACCAUCAGCAAAUCCUCCAGUGCUCUUCGUCAUGAACCCUUCUCAAUAUAUCUUCUUACUCUUUGUUGGAACUUUCUGUGUCUAUGGAUUGUGGAAGACCAGUUCUCUUUCCUGGCGAACCUCCACGGUACACGCGAAAGCGUCGAUUCAGUUCGACCUCUCCAUUCCAUCGUCUUCUCCAUCCGUUUUCCGUCGAUUCUCUAACAAAACGAACAGAAAAACCAUCGGCAAAAGUCAUAAAAAGUAUCGUGGAGUCGUAUCUAAAUACAUGCUAGAGCUGUACCAGCGCAGAUCAGACGUGGACAUAGUUCGAGCGUUAGAACCGAUUCAUGUGUCAGGUCCGACCAACGAAGGAGCCAGGAUUCUGGUAUUCUCGAUACCUCCGAUCGACCCAGACGAAGCUCUAGAGGUAGCGGAGUUGCUUGGCGUUGUUGGAUCCAUUCUCAGAGUGCGUUUAGAUCAUACGGACGCUUUUGGAAGCUGCAAAUCGAGGAGAGACGAUAGUUGGAGGGCUUUCAAUGUUACUUCUGCAGUGGCUGCAAGCAGUGGUAGUGCCGUCAGAUUCCGAGUAUACGGUAGAGUCGGUUAUCAUCCUUGCGGAGACGGCCCAAUCUUGUUAUUGAGCUACGCCAAAGUGAGGAAGAGGCGCUCGAGGCGUUCCAUUCAAGAAGAAGAGACGGACGAAGACGACGGUCCCCGAAGAAGACGUAAGAAUUCCUGCAGGCGACGAUCUCUUUACGUAGACUUUGCAUUGAUCGCGUACGACGAAUGGGUCGUUGCUCCACCCGGGUACGAAGCCUAUCAGUGCUCUGGGAAGUGUUUUUACCCGUUCGGCGAUCAUCUUAGCCCCACGAAGCAUGCGAUCGUGCAGACGUUGGUACACGGUGCUCUCCAGGCUAUCGAGGGCGGCAGCAAACCUGUUGGCAGAGCUUGCUGCGUACCGACGAGACUAGCGCCUACCAGUCUGCUUUAUCUGGAUGCCAGUGGAACUUUAACUUAUCAGUACGGCUACGAAGACAUGGUCGUUGCCGAGUGUGGCUGUCGUUAAAGUGUUCAAAAUAUAGGUUUAAAAUUAGGCAAUUGAGUAAGGAGAACAUGAAUUUUUAUGAAAAUUAAGAUAGGUUCUUAAAGAUCGAAAGAAAAGACAUUUUUUAAUCCUUACAUUUCAAUCAAUUUAUUCCAACGAUUUACUUUAUGCAAGAUCAGCUUUUAUAUCUCUUAUCUCAU
Messenger RNA from Bombus pascuorum, 1409 nucleotides. RefSeq lists its product as uncharacterized. Gene Ontology annotation, cellular component: extracellular region. The transcript has a single exon. The coding region runs from base 1 to 1230 and encodes 409 amino acids. Gene Ontology annotation, biological process: SMAD protein signal transduction; BMP signaling pathway. Gene Ontology annotation, molecular function: growth factor activity; cytokine activity. The record is from RefSeq and is a predicted model, not a curated record. Lineage: Eukaryota; Metazoa; Arthropoda; Insecta; Hymenoptera; Apidae.